Meleagris gallopavo (turkey) is the source of this 6359-nucleotide messenger RNA. RefSeq names its product ATPase copper transporting beta (gene ATP7B). Gene Ontology annotation, cellular component: trans-Golgi network; plasma membrane. The record is from RefSeq and is a predicted model, not a curated record. NCBI's taxonomy places the organism in Eukaryota, Metazoa, Chordata, Aves, Galliformes, Phasianidae. Gene Ontology annotation, molecular function: P-type divalent copper transporter activity; copper ion binding; ATP hydrolysis activity. Gene Ontology annotation, biological process: copper ion import; copper ion homeostasis.
GUGUACACAAAGAUCACAGGUUACAUCUGGGAUUUCAUUAUGCAUGCCUAAUGAGCACAUUGAUGAGAACUCCCCAGGCCCUUGUAAAAGUAGCUGAAAAAAGAGCUGCUGAUAAGGCACUGAAUAGCUUCUCUCCUAAAGCUUUCCUUUGGAGUUGAGAUAUUUAAAGCCGGCAAAGAUAAUGGAGAGAAAAUUGGACAAUAAAAUGCGAAGGGAGCUGUCCUGCCUAGCUACUUUGAACAACAAAAACAUAACCCUGGUGUCCAUUCGAAAGCAGCAGGCAGCUCACGAUGUGCCUGAACUACUGAUUAUUGGUGAAGGGUCCAAAGCAGGGUCUCUGCUAGAAGCAAGCAGCAACUUGCAGAAAGAAGAGAAAGUUUUGCAGCGUAACUCCAUGGGAAUGCCAGAAGUCAAUACAACUGGAAGGCAGGUUUUGUCCAAUGCUGACUCUCCUCCUAGCUGUGCGCUGGAACCUGAAAUGAAACAGAAUUUUGCUUUUGACAACAUGGGCUACGAGGAGACCUUUGAAGCCAUGCCCUCAUCAUCUUCCCAGGAACGCACUGUUGCAGUCAAUGUUGUGGGAAUGACUUGUCAAUCUUGUGUGCAGUCGAUAGAAGGACGAAUUUCCAAAGUUAAGGGUGUUGUGAGUAUUAAAGUCUCCCUUGAACUGAAUAAUGCUUUAGUAAAAUAUCUACAGUCAGAAAUAAGCCCUGAACAGAUUUGCCAAGAAAUAGAGGAUAUGGGCUUUGACGCCAAUGUAGCAGAAGAAAGGUUGACACCAGUAUCUGUAAAUUUGCCAUGCUCGAGAGAAGCAGUAAUGAAGCUUCGGAUAGAAGGCAUGACGUGCCAGUCCUGCGUCACCAGCAUUGAAGGAAAGAUUAAGAAGCUUCACGGUGUGGCAAAAAUCAAGGUGUCACUCAGUAACCAGGAAGCAGUUAUUGCUUACCAUCCUUACAUCAUUCAGCCUGAGGAACUUAGGAGCCACAUCAGUAACCUGGGGUACGACUGCACCAUUAAGAGUAAAUCAGCACCUUUGAAGCUUGGUGUGCUUGAUGUCAGGAACCUGCAGAGUGCAGACCCCAAGAAGACACCAGCAUCUCUCGAGAGUGAGGGUUUGCAUCCGCUGAUUGCCAACAACAGCAGCACAGCUACAGUGACUGUACAUAUAGAAGGCAUGCACUGCAAAUCUUGUGUCAGAAACAUUGAAGGAAAUAUAUCCUCUCUUCCAGGCAUACAAAGUAUUGAAGUCUCCUUGGAGCAUAAAUGUGCUGUUGUACAGUAUAGCCCCAAUUUAAUUACCUUGCCUGCUUUGCAGCAAGCUAUUGAAUCCCUUCCACCUGGAAACUUUAAAGUUUGCCUCCCUAAUACUUCAGAAGCAAAUAACCAGGCAUCUCCAUCUCCUGCUUUGGUAUGUGAUCUCUUCAGAGAGCCACUGAAAGACACAAUGUGCACAGCUGUUAUUAGGAUUGAUGGCAUGACCUGCAAUUCCUGUGUACAGUCCAUAGAAGGAACAAUAUCUCAGAGACAAGGUGUGCAGCAUGUAGCAGUUUCUUUAGCUGACAAGACUGGGACCAUACAUUAUGAUCCAGCAAACACGAAUGGUGAGGAGUUGAGAGCUGCCAUAGAAGAAAUGGGGUUUGAUGCAUCUUUGCUGACAGAUAUUGGUGCAGGAGAAUACAAGCAUUGCCCUGAUGCCAGUAGCACCGCAGCGCAGCCUCGAGUCCCAGAGCCUCCUCACCAGGGUUGUGUCUCCGAUGCACUUCCAGACAGCCCUCACCCUGAUGAGCCAAACCAACCCAGCGGAGCAACAGCCAAGAAGUGUUUUUUACAAGUCACUGGCAUGACCUGUGCAUCGUGUGUGUCUACCAUUGAAAGAAAUUUGCAGAAAGAAGAAGGUAUUGUUUCAGUGUUGGUAGCACUGAUGGCAGGUAAAGCAGAGAUAAAAUACAAGCCUGACUUGAUACAGCCUCUUGAAAUAGCACAGUUGAUCCAGAAUUUGGGUUUUGAAGCCACUGUCAUAGAAGAUCAUUCAGAAAUAGAAGGAAAUGUGGAGCUGCUUAUUACGGGGAUGACUUGUGCCUCCUGUGUUCACAAUAUUGAAUCCAAACUUAUGAGAACAAACGGCAUAUUCUACGCCUCAGUUGCUCUUGCUACUUGCAAAGCUCACAUCCAGUUUGAUCCUGAAAUUACAGGACCUCGAGAUAUUAUAAAAAUAAUUGAGGGAAUUGGCUUUCAUGCUUCUGUGUCUAGAAGAGUUCCAAAUACACAUAACUUGGAUCACAGAAAGGAAAUACAGCAGUGGAGGAAGUCUUUUUUGUGCAGCCUUGUGUUUGGUAUUCCUGUCUUAAUCCUAAUGAUUUAUAUGCUAAUACCUGGCGGCGAACACCACGGGGCUAUGGUGCUGGAGCAGAAUCUCAUUCCUGGAUUAUCUAUUUUAAAUCUUCUCUUCUUUGUCCUGUGCACUUUUGUUCAGUUUCUUGGUGGAUGGUAUUUUUACAUACAAGCUUACAAGUCACUGAAGCACAAGGCAGCCAAUAUGGAUGUGCUUAUCGUACUGGCCACAACAAUUGCUUACGUGUAUUCAUGUGUGAUCCUGUUGGUGGCAAUAAUUGAAAAGGCAGAGAAAAGCCCUGUCACUUUCUUUGACACUCCUCCAAUGCUGUUUGUAUUCAUUGCCCUUGGGAGAUGGCUUGAACAUAUAGCAAAGAGUAAGACCUCAGAAGCUCUUGCUAAACUUAUAUCUCUCCAAGCCACGGAAGCCACUGUGGUGACUCUUGGACCUGACCACACUAUCAUCAGAGAGGAGCAGGUACCUGUUGAACUGGUUCAAAGGGGUGAUAUUGUAAAGGUUGUUCCAGGUGGAAAGUUCCCAGUGGAUGGGAAGGUCAUUGAAGGCAAUUCUAUGGCAGACGAGUCUCUCAUUACUGGGGAAGCUAUGCCUGUCACUAAAAAGCCUGGGAGCACAGUGAUUGCUGGCUCUAUAAAUGCACAUGGCUCAGUUCUUGUUAACGCAACUCAUGUUGGUAAUGAUACCACCCUGGCACAGAUAGUGAAAUUGGUGGAAGAAGCUCAAAUGUCAAAGGCACCAAUCCAGCAACUGGCAGAUAAGUUUAGUGGAUAUUUUGUUCCAUUUAUCAUCAUAAUUUCUACAGUGACUUUGAUAGUAUGGAUCACAAUUGGUUUUAUAAAUUUUGAUAUUAUUCAGAAAUAUUUUCCUAAUCAGAACAAGCACCUUUCAAAAGCUGAACUAAUACUGAGGUUUGCAUUUCAAACCUCAAUCACUGUGCUGAGCAUUGCAUGCCCCUGUUCUUUAGGCUUGGCUACCCCAACAGCUGUGAUGGUGGGCACAGGAGUUGCUGCGCAGAAUGGUAUUCUCAUCAAAGGCGGAAAACCCCUGGAAAUGGCACACAAGAUCAAGACUGUGAUGUUUGAUAAAACGGGGACCAUUACUUGUGGAGUCCCUAAAGUCAUGAGGGUUCUUCUGCUGGGAGACACAGCCGUGCUCUCUCUGAAGAAGGUACUGGCAGUGGUCGGCACUGCAGAAGCCAGCAGUGAGCAUCCUUUAGGAGUGGCGGUCACUAAAUACUGCAAAGAGGAGCUUGGAACUCAGAGCCUGGGAUACUGCACCAACUUCCAGGCAGUCCCAGGUUGUGGCAUCAGCUGCAAAGUAGGUGGUGUUGAGGCUGUCGUGGGCAUGGCUGAGGAGGGUGUUGAUAAGUUGGACGCUAACAAGAGUGGGGACAGCAGUGCUCCUGUGGGAGAUGACACACUGAUCACACUUUCUGAAUCGAAUGGUUCAUCAUCUUCCCACACAUACUCAGUAUUGAUUGGAAAUCGUGAGUGGAUGCGACGGAAUGGCUUGCACAUUGCAAAUGAUGUCAAUGAUGCCAUGACAGACCAUGAAACUAAAGGACAGACAGCCAUAUUAGUGGCUAUAGAUGGUGCCUUAUGUGGAAUGAUUGCAAUCGCAGACACUGUCAAGCAGGAGGCAGCCCUGGCUGUGCACACACUGAAAAACAUGGGAAUAGAUGUAGUGCUGAUAACGGGCGACAACAGGAAAACUGCAAAAGCCAUUGCUACUCAGGUUGGGAUCAAAAAAGUCUUUGCUGAGGUUCUUCCUUCUCACAAAGUUGCAAAGGUCCAAGAACUCCAAAAUGAGAGGAGAAGGGUUGCGAUGGUUGGUGACGGAGUCAAUGAUUCCCCUGCGCUAGCCAGGGCCGACAUUGGAAUUGCAAUUGGAACGGGUACCGAUGUUGCCAUUGAAGCAGCAGAUGUUGUUCUUAUCCGAGUGAGCACUGCAGUUUUGACCUGCCUUCUGUCACUUUUUGUAGCUCUUUUCAGUUCAGUAUUCAAAAGACUGCAUGUGGAAUACUUUCAGUGCGCUUCUGUCUUACAGAAUGACUUGCUGGAUGUAGUUGCCAGUAUUCACUUAUCGAAGAGAACAGUGAGGAGAAUACGAAUAAAUCUGAUUCUUGCCUUAAUUUAUAAUCUGCUUGGAAUACCAAUAGCAGCAGGUGUGUUCAUGCCUGCUGGUCUUGUGCUUCAGCCUUGGAUGGGAUCAGCUGCCAUGGCAGCUUCUUCUGUGUCUGUCGUGCUGUCUUCCCUGCAGCUGAAAUGUUAUAAGAAGCCAGACACAGAAAGUUAUGAAGCUCAAGCUCAAGGCCGCAUGAAGCCACUUACUCCUUCCCAAAUCAGUGUUCAUAUUGGAAUGGAUGAUAGGAGGAGGGAUUCAUCCAGAUCGGCUCCUUGGGAUCAAAUUAGUCAAGUUUCUCUCUCUUCCUUGACUUCAGACAAGCUCCCGAGACAAAAUGGGUUUUUUGAGGAGGAAGGGGACAAGUGGUCACUGCUGAUGAAUGGAGGAGAUGAAGAACAGUACAUCUGAAGUGUUGUGUUCUCAGUACAGCAGGGAAUGUUCCACCUCACCAGUGACAACAGGGACUGAGUCAUGUCAUCAAGAGUCUCAAGGUUUUAAGUGAAAUUAUUCCUCUGGCUCAUAAAACAAUUACAAUUCAGUUUUGUGUUGUAUGGAUUGUGGAUUUUUUCAGGUCACCAGUUAUUCCUAGUCACUGAAAGAAUCUGUGACUCUAUUGUGCUCAUUUGCACGUAGCAAUUAGUGAAAUAAUGAAACAAUAGUAAUUUUCAGAGUCUAAUAGAGUUUCUGUCUUUUGGACUGUCUGCUGGGCACCAAAUUUCAUACUUCACACCCUUUCUAAGUCUAUUCUUUCAAGAGCACAUGAAACAAAAAAUAUGUUCAUAGCCUCCAAAAUCUAUGCCCAUGUGAAAAUAUCCACUGCAUAAGGAGCUCUGUGGUUGGAAUGCACAGAAUCCUAACUAGCCAUGUCACUGUGGGAGCACUUUAUACUUAGGAUUCACGUGCAUCUUCUUGGACCAAAAAAGCUUCAGUGUUUCACUGACUAUAUCUCUCUGAAAAGUCUCUUUCAAAGACUUUCACUUUCUUUCAACUAUCGAACUCUUUUGAUGCACGUUUUCACACUGAACUUGUUCUGUGAUUCCCACUGCUUUCUUAGACUUUUUCUAUUGCUCCAUAGGAGCUCUUUUUUCUUCCCUUUCUCCAAACAAGACAUCUUCUAUGACUUAUUACUAUGUUUACAGAUAUCCCUGUUUGGGAUAAAUUCCUUUAAGUCACUAGGAAUUUUCCAUUCUUAAGGAAACCCAUGAAGGCAGAGCAAUUAGUGAUCUGAGUUAGUACAUAAUUUUCCUGUGGAUAUCUUGCACGAUCCCUGACAGUCCUGGAUAGUUGGCAGUCGGCAAUUUCUUCCCUCUGACCAAGUGAAGAAUUUCUGUCAGUGUGAACGAAGCUGGCAGUUACCACGGAGUGACUGAAAGCAGAACUAUGUCUACAGUUGGUGUGACUCCAGCAUGGCUGGAUGAAGUGAGUUCAUUACAUAAAUCAGCUUACAACCAGCUUACCGGUUGCUUAAAGUGCAGCCAUGAGGUUAAAAGGGAAUGGUUGAAAAGUGGCCUUAAAACGUGGGAUUUCUUGUUGCCAUAGUUUAAGUAAUUCUUCCUGAUGACAGAAGGGUAUGAAGAUCUACAAUAGCUUGAAUUUUAAGGUAAAUGGAUAUCUGUGUUUUCAAUUGGUUUCAAGUUCCUUUUUUACUCUAGUUUAAUAAGAAAUUAAGGUGCUGAGAAACCCACCUUUCACUUCAUUGUCUUUACCAAAGCUGGCAGUAGCUUUAUCACUCUCGGAGGGUUGAAUUCAACCCUUAACACCAUUUAGGGUCGGUACAAUAGGAACCAACUGCUGAAGUGCACUGGACCUGGCCCUGUGGUGCUGUACUGCUGAACUGUGGGACUCUGAAGUAAGCAGCCCAGAGUUUUAUAUUCUGAUUUGAGAG